Molecule: messenger RNA, 1867 nt
Organism: Arachis ipaensis
Lineage: Eukaryota; Viridiplantae; Streptophyta; Magnoliopsida; Fabales; Fabaceae
Gene: ATXR2
Product: histone-lysine N-methyltransferase ATXR2
Molecular function (GO): protein binding; methyltransferase activity
Source: RefSeq, a predicted model, not a curated record
AUGUGAAUGAAUUUUUCAGAACAAAAAUAAAUAAAUAAUAAACGAUUCAUAAGUUGGUUUGUGUUUCUGGGCGCCGUCACUCUCCCAUUAACGUUGGUGCUUCUGGACUCUGAAUUCGAGUUUGUGUUUGGUGGCAUUUCAUUCAAUGGAGGAACCCAUUUGUCCAAUCGAUUCCAGUUGCCAAACUCAAAUCUCUGCUCUUCUCUCUCCUCCCUCCACUCUUCAACUUCAGGAAUAUUAUAAUACCCUUUUGUCUGCAAGGCACUACAGUUCCAUCACUGUCAAACAAGAUGCUAACUUUGGCAAAGGGGUAUUUGCUGCCAUGGACUUCUCUGAUGGGGACCUUGUUCUCAGGGACCAAAUGCUUGUGGGGUCUCAACACUCAUUCAACAAGAUUGAUUGUUUUGUAUGUAGCUUCUGCUUUCGUUUUAUUGGUUCCAUAGAGCUUCAAAUUGGAAGGAGGCUUUACCUGCAGGGAUUAAGGGAUUCUGAGAGUCAUGGAUGUGAUGUCGGAAGCUCUUCGAGCUUGUCAAAAAACUUCCAUGAGAUGGAUUCAUCAUCUGAAGAUGAGGAUCAGGGAACUCAUCAAUGUGGUUCCGGCAGUUCCAAAGAUAAAAAUCCUCUUCCUGAAGGUGUUGUGGAAUCUUUAAUGAAUGGCCAACUGAAUUUGCCUUUCUCUAAGGAGUUCUCGUUGCCAUCGGCGGUUCCAUGCCUGGGCGGCUGUGGAGAAGCUUACUAUUGCAGCACAUCAUGUGCAGAGGCUGACUGGGAAUCUUCGCAUUCUUUACUCUGCACUGGCGAGAGGUCUGAUCCCGCUCAUAGGGAGGCACUUCUUAAAUUCAAUAAACAUGCUAAUGAAACAAAUGAUAUAUUCAUCCUUGCCGCAAAGGCUAUUUGUUUUACCAUAUUAAGAUACCGCAAGUUAAAAGCAAACUGUCAUGAAGGGAAAAUGAAAUAUGAUACUUCUGGUGAUUCAAACAGCUAUAAUGCCUCUCUUCUUUUGGAAGCUUGGAGGCCUAUAUCAAUGGGACACAAGAGAAGGUGGUGGGAUUGUGUUGCAUUGCCAGAUGAUAUUGAUUCUUCAGAUGAAGAUUCGUUCAGGAUGCAAAUAAAAGAAUUGGCAUUCAAGUCUCUCCAACUUCUUAAGAAAGCUAUAUUUGACAAAGAGUGUGAGCCAUUAUUCUCCCUUGAUAUCUAUGGACACAUCAUUGGCAUGUUCGAACAGAAUAAUCUUGAUUUGGUUGUAGCUUCUCCUGUGGAGGAUUACUUUUUAUACAUUGAUGAUCUGAAAAAUCCUGAUAAGGAAGAAGCUGAGAAAAUUACACAACCAAUUUUAGAUGCUCUUGGUGAAGACUAUUCUGUUUGUUGCCAAGGAACUGCUUUUUUUCCUUUGCAAAGCUGCAUGAACCAUUCCUGUAGUCCUAAUGCCAAAGCCUUCAAGAGAGACGAGGAUAGGGAUGGCCAAGCAACCAUAAUCGCAGUAAGGCCGAUUCGAAAAGGAGAAGAGAUAACUAUCUCAUAUGUUGAUGAAGACCUUCCUUUUGAAGAGAGACAAGCAUCCCUUGCAGACUAUGGUUUUAGAUGCAGGUGUCCAAAAUGCAUUGAAGAAGAGCCAUAAUUACCAAAACACUUGAUUCAAAAAGUUAUGCACAAAGUUAAAACUCAAAGGAAGGAAAGAGAAGGGGUUAAAUUGAACUGUGUUUCUUCUUUUUCUACCUCUAUAUUUCCAUAAUUUCACAUGAACUGUGUGUGCUUCACUUAUGAUGUCCUAUACUUCUGAGAUUAGUUUAUUUAAAAUUUUUGCAUAUGAUAUUUUAUUCAUAUAGAAGGUAACCAUAUAUGAGAUAUAUUAUUAAUUUAUUACUCA